Naegleria gruberi is the source of this 474-nucleotide messenger RNA. RefSeq lists its product as uncharacterized. The coding region runs from base 1 to 474 and encodes 157 amino acids. NCBI's taxonomy places the organism in Eukaryota, Heterolobosea, Eutetramitea, Acrasida, Naegleriidae. The transcript has a single exon. The record is from RefSeq and is a predicted model, not a curated record.
AUGUUAUCAGAUUUUCAAGACUCGGUCAUUCAAUAUAAUAUCGUUCCACAAGUAACAGCUAUUACAAUCAAGACAAACCUGACGGAGGCAAAAUAUCAAUUUGCCAAAGGUAUUGCUCAAUUUUCCAUGUAUUUGGAUCACAAACUGAGAUGUAAUUGUAGACUAGAAACUACGGAUACAGCAAAAACUACCUGUAUCAAUAACUAUUCGGAUUUUGAUGUGAAAUCUUCAACAACAGCCUGUGCCGUUUGCAAAGGAGCAGUUCAAUAUUUGAAAGCAUUGAGGACUGUCGAUUCAACAAUGAGGUGCUCGGACUCGAUGAAGGAUAUUUGCUCUCCAUUCAAUGAUGGGCUUCACUCUGUUGGGCUCGCUUGCAGACUUUCAACAAAAUCACUGUGUGGUAUCACCUUAAUGGAGCAAAUGGUUGAUUCUCAAUCAAUUUCUGAAUUUUGUAGUGGCCACAGUUAUUGUUGA